AUGCGAGAGGGAGAGACGGAUGGAGAGAGAGAGCGUAAAAUUCAGAAACAGAUAAGGACAGAAGAUGAUACAGACUGUAAAGUAGUGUUGUUUUUUUCUGUUCCCUAUGAAUUAUGUCCCUCUGUGCUCCCUGUAGUGUCUCUGCCGUCUCCAGACAGUUACCUGACAGGUGUGCCUCUGAUGUCCGCCGUGUACGCAAAGACCCAGCUCCGCCCCCUCCCCAUCGCCCCGGCAACCGGCCAACUCAGGGUGGAGAUGCUGCUCUUCCCCGGGCUGUGGUUCAGCCACGCUGGCCAGGUGGAGUCUGUGGAGCUGGUGGUCCAGCCCAGCCAGGUGUGGUCCCUGGCCAGGGUCCACAUCCUCAGGCCUUACUGCAGGCCCAGCCACCACCUGGUGCCCCCAGGGUGUGGCUCCCUCCUCAACCCCUUCAGUGUGUGUUCCUCCGUGCCCCUGUGCAACACCACCGUGGGCUGUGCCCGGGGACGGUACUGGUGCCACCUGCAGGAGGCCUGUGUGCCCGUCACCAGCCCCUGCAGCCCCUACCAGUCCCUUGCCUCCCCCGGGGGCCACAGGUACCCCCUGCCCCCCCGCUACCGCGCAGUACCGCCGCUGUACCACCAGGUGGCAGACCUGCCCCUCAGAGUGGAGCCCAGCGUAGAACAAACCCAGAUCAGUGUGGUUCUCCCGGAGAGAGAGAUCCUGGUGUUCCCUGACGACAUCUUGGCCGUACAAUCCACCCGCCCCCCCGGAACCUUCCUCCACUGCCGUACCAAUGGCUCCUCCCCCUGGCGUCAGAGCUACCUCUCCCUGAGGGGGAAGGAGUGGGGGGGAUGGUGGGAGGGAGGCCUCUGGUCCCCCCCUGAGGGGGGCGUGUGGGUGGACGGGCUGGAGUGUGACCUACGGAUGCUGUACGUGGACACACUGCACGGGCACGGCACCGUGCAGAACCAUCUCAGCGGCUUCACCCACGCCUCCAGCACCCCCAUCACCAGGGCCAUGACCCCCUCUCCUGCCCCAGCGCCGAGCCCCAUCUCUGGGCUUGGCUUCAUCCACCCCCGGCCUGACGCAGACCACCGGAUCCACAUCCUGGUCGACGUCCCCACGCUCGUCGUGGUUAAAAUCCUUUCCGGCGAGGGAGCCACCAGCUCCUGGUCUGCCCCCGUGCUCCAGACGGGGGUGAUCUUCCAGCCCGCCUGCCCAGAGGAGCUGCCUCGCAGCUGGGCUGGCUGUGAGCGGGAGCCCCCAGGCUCCUGGUUCUCCUGGGCCCUGCUGGUCCUGCCGUCUGUGGGGGAGAGGAGCGUGAGGGUGAAGGCGGUGAACGGGGUUAGCUCCCAGAGUGCAGGUGUGCAGGUGUGGGCGUACGAGCAGGUGGCAGGGCUGCACCUGGGGCCCAGCGGGAGGCUGAGGAUGCUGGUGGGCGUGUCACAGUUGUUCUCAGCCAUGGUGGAGAAAGGGUCUUCAGUGAGGUUCACCUGGGUGAUAGACGGCCUGGAGAACUUUGCCUAUGAAGGAGACUCCUACAGUGUGGUCUUCAAGAAGCCCUCUCAGUACAAGCUCACGGUGACAGCAGCCAAUCCUGUGAGCUCUGAGACCGUGGAGGUCAUCCUGACCGCUGAUGUCAUGACCCCGAUUGCCCAAUCAGAGUUUGUCUCCGUCAACGAGGUCAUCGCUGUUGCUGCCACACAUCUCUACAGCUUCCGCGUCAAAGUUGACAUCUCCCUAGGGGUCACCUUCAGGUGGGACUUUGGAGAUGGGCGUGGCCAGGUAAACCACACCCACCCUGCCCUGUAUGAGUCUAGGGGGGAGGAGCUUCUGAAGGGCGGAGUCAGACAGGUGUAUGUGCAGGACUCUGCUAGCCACGUCUACCUGCAGCCAGAUGACUACACAGUGAAGGUCCAUGUCUACAACAGCUAUGACAGCGUGGAAAGAGCCAUGACAGUUAAAGUCCGCCUUCCUCUGACCAGUCUGUCCAUCUCCCCCCUUCCCGCCAUCCCCCUCGUCAACCACUCGUUCCUUCUAGAAGCCUCCCCCGAACCUUCCGUCUAUGGAAUCCUGUACACUUGGAACUUCGACGACGGUUCCAAAGAAGUCCAGGGGUUCCGUGGCCAGGUUAGCCAUGUUGUGGCCAAGGCCGGAAGCUACAACGUGACUGUGAGUGCCAAUAACACCCUGACUGCCCUGACGUCCUGGGUAACGGUGACAGUGCUGGAAGCCGUGGCCGGACUCCGGCUGAGCUACAAAGGACCCAACGAGCUGAACUCUGCGACCGAAAUCCACGGGGAAGUAGCCUCCGGGUCGAAUCUUGUCUGGGUUUUUGACUUUGGCGACGGGUCAGGGGGGAAAGCCACCCCUGAUAGCUCUUCUUCCCACGUGUAUGAGUCAGCAGGGAACUACACAGCGACCGUGACAGUGUCCAACUCUGUCAGCCAGGCCAGUCAGUCCCUGCCAGUGGAAGUCUUCAGGUUGUCUGUCCGUGUGCUCCAGCCUGUGGGGUGUGUCAGGAGCGGGGAGGAGAUACCGCUCCAAGCUCAGGUGAACGGAGACGUGUCCUCGUUGGUUUUCCGCUGGAGUUUCGGUGACGGGUCGCCGUGGGCGAUCCAUGAGGGGAAUUCCACCGCUGCGCACAUUUACUCGAGCCCCGGGGUGUAUCGUGUCAACGUGACCAUCCUGAGCCCGGUUGGGUCGGCCUUUCUGGUCGCUGACGUUUGCACCCAAGCACCCAUACAAGACUUGACCGUUGGUCCGUUUCAAAGGGUCGUGGCCGUGGGAGAGGAAGUGUGUUUGAACGCGGUCGUUAACCCCAAACAAACAGCCGGUUACCAGUUCCUGUGGACGCUUUUCCCAAGUUUUGGAAAACCGUCCGUUUCAACCAACCUGUCGGUUAUCUACACUUUCACGGAAGCAGGUGACUAUGAAGUAUCUCUGAAUGUGUCCAACAUGGUGAGCUGGGAGGUUGUCUCUCACAGAGUCACUGUGCAGGAAGCUGUCCGAGGCCUGAGCCUAAACGUGAGCAGUUCCUCCGUCUGUACGGAAGACACUGUCGUCUUCACACCUGCCGUCUCCAAAGGAAGUGAUGUCACCUUCUCUUUAACGUUCCAGGAAAGCGGUUCGGUUAUCGAGUUCGUGGGGGGAGGAUUCGCAACCUCUGACCUCCCAGCCGGGGCCCACUCGGUGACUGCGAGAGCCUGGAACCAGGUGAGCAGAUCUCAGGUGGUUCAGACUGUGCAGGUGAUCGAGCGGAUCCAAGGUCUACGAUUGGUCAGCCCGAGUUCCGCUAUUUUGGAGGCUCUAAAAGAGGUCAAUUUUCAAGCAGAGGUCACGAGUGGAUCUCCGACCAACUACACCUGGAUGUUCCACCCCGCAGGGUCCCAACCAGAACAGGUCCAGGGACAGGAAGUGAUGUUCUCUUCACCCGGAAGUGGUUUGUUAUCCGUAGGUUUGGUGGCGGACAAUGGUGUCUGCGCCCAAACCGUGAACGAGAGCUUCACUGUUCAGCGUCCCGUUAGGGAGGUCAAACUAGAGUGUACGUCGACACAAAUGUUCACUGGAUAUCCGGUAACCUUCCUCGCGGCAGUAGACGGAGGCACCGAUCUGAGAUUUCAUUGGGACUUCGGAGAUGCAGAUGAAGUGGUCGUCACCGACACAAACACCGUCUCCCACGCGUAUCGUUCUGCCGCGCAGUACUCCGUCCAGCUCACGGCUUCCAACUCCAUCAGCCAGGUCUCCUCACGUCUGCGUGUGGAGGUGAGCGACCUCCAGUGCUCGCUCCCUGAAGUCUCCCUAGUCCAGACCCGCUCCACCAUCCCCAGGUCCAGAUAUGGCUACUUCGAAGCCAGCAUACACGCCAAAACCUGCACCACAUACAAGACCACCUACCAGUGGAAGGUGUAUGAAAGAUCCGACUGUGGAUCCAAAGACGUAAGGAAGUCGUCACCCCUCCAGGGGCGUCUGGUGACCCUCGGGGCGGGUGUGGACGUGACCUCCCCCUUUCUGUCCCUCCCCGGACGAACCCUGCAUGUAGGCCACUUCUGCCUGGUCUUCACCACCAGACUUCAGGGAACCCCACUGCAGUUGUCCAGGAGCACCAGCCUCUCUGUGGUUCACUCCCCUUUGGUGGCCGUCAUCAAGGGGGGCUCCCAGCGACUCUGGCCAGGCCACAGCGACCUGAUCCUGGACGGCUCUCUGUCCCAUGACCCUGACGUGGAGCCUGGAGGGGAGGAGGGGCUGGAGUAUCACUGGGGGUUCAUUUCUUGGAAAUCUAGCGAGCCUCCUGCUGGCCAGGAGUGGAACAGCAUGACCAGCAGGAUGACUGUGCCCAGCCGGGUCCUGCAGUCAGAUGUCUACCUCUUCACUCUGACCAUCAGCAAGAAGGGGAGAACAUCUGUCUCCACUACACAGUCUGUGUCUGUGAGCCAGGCCCAAGUACUUCCUGUGACGGUGGAGUGCGUUUCCUGUCGCCCUCUCUCCUCCCUGCGGGUCGGUGUUGGUCGCCCCGUCGUGCUGUCUGGAAGCUGUGAGCAGUGUGACGGCCGUGCUGAGUACCAAUGGACCGCCAUGGACCAGACCGGCUUGACCCUUGACCUGGACGAGGUCACUACCUCCACGGGGGGUCGGUCGCCUGACUUGGUGCUCCGUCCUGGUGUGCUCCGGGAGGGGCUGACCCUCACCCUGAACGUGACCCAGCCUGGAGGUGGGUACCCGGGCAGCGCCAGCCUCACCCUCAGCCCCUACACGCCCCCACGCGGAGGGCAGUGUAGUCUGACACCUGGGGCAGACAUGCGCCUGCUGGAGACUGUGGUCACCUACACCUGCUCAGGCUGGCAGGAUUCUGCACAGCUCAUAUACAGCCUCCAGGUGGCGCCAUGCCCGCCCAGCAAGCCUGCCUGCCCCCUGCUCACCCUCUACAGGGGAACCCAGUCCACGUUCCGAGCGCUGGUUCCCCUUGGCAACCCUGGGCCAGAGAAGCACCUGUCAAUCAUCUCCGUGAUCCUGCAGGUGGAGGACCACCUGGGGUCUAAAGUCACGGCCCUCAACAGGACUCUGUCUGUGCGGCGGCCAGGGCCGGGGGAGGUUGCCAGAGAAUGGCUGAAGAACAGGAGCCGAACAGAGCUGCAGUCGGCCCUCCAACAUGGCAACCCACAGGACCUCAUUCCCUACUGCAUCUCCCUGAGCGGCCUGCUGAACCAGAUGUCUCGUGAGGACAGGGGGGAGGAUCUCCAGGAGAGGAGGGAGAUCAGGGGGGAGGUGACACGAGCGCUGGCCUCUCUCCCUGUCUCCUCCCUCCAGCAGGCUGCUCUGGUCAGCUCCGCCCUGGCUCAGGCCACUGAGGUUCCGGGCGAGGCGUGCUGCCAGGAGAAGGUUCUAGAAGCGCUGGGGAGGAUGACCCAUGUGAUGGAACAGCACACGGAACCAGGAGACACCCUAGCCAUAGAAACAGGAAAGAACAUCCUCACCAUCCUAGGAAGUUAUUUAGCUUCCAGCCCCGCCUCCUUGGCCUCCAGCUCCUCCUCCCAGUCUUUUAGCUCCACCUCCCUGGCUUCCAGCCCCGCCUCCCCAUCCUCUAGCCCCGCCUCCCCAUCUUCUAGCCCCUCCUCCCCGUCCUCCCCCUCCAGGACUGCAGUGUGUGCUCUCUCCCUUGCGGGGGCACUCAUGCGCUCCCUGAUGCGCCGGCGUUCCCCGGGCGAGGAGCCCCUCGCCCUCUCCACCCCUCGGAUCGACACCCUCGGUUUCCGCGGCGACCCCUCCCGGCUCCUGUGCACCGAUGACAACAACCCCCGCCGGUCGAACCAGUCCGACCAAUCGCAACCGGCUUCCCGGUCGACGUCGUCCAAUGAGGAGCAGCGAUCCUCCUCCCCCCCCCCCUCUCCUCCCUGCCAGUUCCUCAUCCCCGUCUCCCUCGGUGACCAGUUGAGGAAGCGGGGGUCGGAGGUGGUCCAGAUCGUCCUCAGCAUCGAGGGGGGCGGCUGGACCCCCCUCCUCACCCCCGCCAGCCCCCCAAUCUCCACCAAGAUGGCCGCCAUGGAGUUCACCACCCCACAGGGCCAGCCCAUACCCAUCCAGGACCUGGACCCUGAUAGGGCCAUACGAGUCACCCUGGACAACACACGACCAAUGGGUGUGGGUGGGGCUAGGCCUGGGAUGGGUCACAUGGGGGUGGCUGGGAGGGUUGGGGGAGGGGGUGGGGAGGAGGGGAUGCCCCCAGGGCUGAAUGUAACCCUUUUGACCAACGGGUGGGUGAACUUCACGGUGAAGGCUGGGGAUUGGCUGAAGCCAAACGCUGGACUGUUCAUCACCUUCAACUUCAGCCUGCUUCCAGGAGCUGCUGUGCGUUGCUCUGGAGAGGUGAGGAUCCUUGUGACCUCCCAGGGUGGUCCUCCUACAUCCCAGAAUGCCCUGCUCCGAGAGAUCAGCCUCUUCUUCUCCAACGCGUCAGAUUCCCUGGAGGAAACGGUCUUCCUCUCCCCACUUCUGAACUCCUCAGCCCAGCCUCUCUCCAUCGGCCUCUACUCCUCCCUGACCCCCGAGGCUGUCCAGGCCUCCGCCUGGGUCUUCAGCUCCCUCUGCCAGUACUACAGCCUGGAGGAGGGGCGCUGGAGCAGUGCCGGCCUCCAGCCACUGGGGGGCAGCAGCCUCCGCACGGCCAGCUGCCUCACCCAGCACCUCACCCUGUUUGGGGCCAGCGUGUUCAUCCACCCGGAGGCCCUGGUGCUACUGCCGCCGGAGGGCUGGCCGGUGCGUAACGUGCUGGUGGGGGUCGUGUGUGCUGUCGUGGUGGGGGUCCACCUGCUGCUGGGCCAGGCAGCCCACAGGAUGGACCUGCUGGAGAGGCUGAGGCUGUCCCAGGGGGGGCUCUGUGGGCCCCCCGGCCCCCACCACUACUGGGUCCUGGUCAAGACCGGCUGGAGGCGCGGAGCAGGGACGACAGCUCACGUAGGGAUCAGCCUGCACGGUGUGUCCCAGAGCGGAGGUCGUCACCUGGGGAGGCCGGGGGCGUUCCAGCGCAGCAGCCUCGACCUGUUCCACCUGCAGACGCACCGCUACCUGGGGGAGGUGUGGAAGAUACGCCUCUGGCACGACAACACGGGCCUGGACCCCUCCUGGUACGUGCAGCAUGUGGUGGUUCUGGACCCCCAGUCUGACCGUCUGUUCUACUUCCUGGUGGACGGCUGGCUCUCUGUGGACCAGAGGAGCCCAGCGCUGGAGAGGGAGGUGCUGGCCUCCUGUCCAAAGGAUCUCUCUCAGUUCCGGCGUGUUCUCUCCUCCCAGCUAAUCUACGGUCUGACUGAGCGCCACCUGUGGCUGUCGCUAUGGGAACGCCCCGCCCACAGCCGUUUCACGCGAGGCCAGCGGGUGACAUGCUGCGCCCUGCUGCUGCACCUGUACCUGGGCCUGGGGGCGCUGUGGUACGGGGCCACGGGCACGCACGGACACAGUGGCCCCGUUUCGUUCCGCAUGCUCGUUACCUGGGAGACGGUUGCCGUGGGGAUGGUGAUCGCUGUGAUGGUGUUUCCUCUGCAGUGUCUCCUCUGCUUCCUGUUCAGGAAGACCCGCACUCAGGUGCCGGUGGACAUCUCCACGCCUCCCUCUCCUGUCUGCCAAUCAGUGGAAAUGGACGUUUAUCUUGGCCAGUCAGAAGAGGGUGUCCCGUCCUUCCUGUGUGAGGCGGAGUCUGAGGUUUCUGGAAAGGCGACUCCCUCCUCUCUGGACCCCUGGGGGGGCGGAGGAGAACAGGAUGGAGGGAUGGUGAUGUGGCCCUCCUGUGACAGCCUCCUUGACCUCCCAGCAUGCAUCUGGGGCCUGACCUCUGACCCCUGUGGAGGAGAGGCCCUGGAGGUUGUCCCGGCUCGCGUGCUGAAGAGGAAGAAGGCACUGAUGAAGCUCCGCCUGGCGCCCGCCUCCUCCCUCCCCUCCCCCUCCUCCCUCUCUGCUCUCACCUCCCCCUUCCAGCCGUCUUCUCAGGUGUCUCUGGGACAGAAUCACACCCUCACUCUGUCUGAGGAGAGUCUGCUGAGGUCCAUAGCUGCAGACGUGGACCCAGACGCCCGCCCCCCCUCCUCCUCUUCCUCCCCCUUGGACAGCGGUCGAUUCUCUCCUCGGACCUCCUCCCUCACUAAGACUUGGAGUUGUGGUUCGUGGGGUAGCGGCUGGUCAGAGCUGAGCGUGGACAAGCCUGCGUACGGAGAGGACAUCCACAAGACCUCCUCCCCUUGCCCCUCCCUCUCCUCCUCCUGCCCCUCCCCCUCUGCGUACUCCAUGGCCAGCACUGGCAUCCCAAGCCCUUCCCUCUCCUCCCCAAGCCCCUCCCCUGACUCCACCCCUGCACACUCCCCCACACGCAUAGGUGUGUGUCGUGGUGACCCAGGCCUGGAGCUCCCUCCCUGGGCGCUGCGGGUGCUGUACCCCCUGGUGGCGCUGGUGCUGGGAGCCUGCCUGGGGCUGGUGGGGCUGUACGGAGCCAGCUUCCCCAGCAGGGUGCUUCUGAUGUGGCUGCUGUCGGCCGGCUCGGCCCUCCUCACCUCCGCUCUGCUUCUGGAGACGCUCAAGGUGUGUGUGCAGGCGGUGUGGGUGGCGGUGGUGUGGAGGCCAGUCGACCCAGAGGUGGACGAGCGUCUGGCCCAGGAGAGCUGUGUGACCCGGCAGGGGGGCCCGGAGGGGGGCCUGGAGGGGGGCCUGGAGGGGGGCGGGGAGGGGGGCAAGGUGCGCCCCCCCUGUGGGUUUGGUCUGCUGCAGGCCAUGGAAGAGGCCAGGAAGGUGCGCGCUCUGCAUGCGCUCAUCAAGAGCUGUGUGGGCCACCUGCUGUUCCUGCUGCUGGUGUUGAUGGUGAACUACCAGGCCUGUGUGGAGGAGAGCCAGGGGCGGAGGCUACGCUCCUCGCUCACACACUCCCUGCUGCACACACACAACCUCUCCUCUGUCACCGGGUUGGGGGAGGCGUGGCUGUGGCUGGACCACGCCCUGUACGAGGACCCCGCCCUCCGCCUGGUGGGGUUGCCGCGGUUACGGCGCAGGUGCGGCGCCGAGCCCAUUGUGGCGUCGUUGCUGGGCAACAGCAGCGAGGCGACGCGGGCGCUGCUGUCCGCCCUGCUGAACACGACAAGGCUGACGGGCGUGGCUGUGGACUUCACCCACUACCACACAGGGACGGCCGUGUUUGUGUGUGUGUCUGUGGGGCUGGAAUGGAGCCCGGCGCACGCUCUCGUCCACUCCCUCUCCGUCAGUCCUGUCCUCAUCCCUCCAUCCUCCUCAGGGCCGGGCCUGCAGGUGGUGCUCAUGGUUCUCCUUCUCCUGUGCUCUCUGCUCCUCCUCUCCCGGGAGCUGUGGGCCAUGGCUACUGAGCAUGCCCAGUACCUACGUCAAGGCUGGCACUGGCUCCAGCUCCUCCUGGCCUCGUUGUCCCUGGCAACGGCCGUGCUGCGACUGAACUUCCUGUCCCAGGCCACUUCCUGUCUGCUCCAGCUCCGGGUCCAGCCUCUCAGCUUCAUACGGCUCCACAGUGCCGCCCUGCUGGCCCGGAGUGCGUCCCAGCUGGCUGCCCUGCUGCUCACACUGUUGCUGCUCAAGCUGGUGGGCACCCUGGGGUUGGUGCAGCGCUGGGUUGUGAUUGGUCGGGUUCUCCAGAGGUCGUGGAGGGAGCUGGGGGGCGUGGCCUUGAUGCUGACCCUGCUGUUGCUGCUCUGCUCUCACACAGGACACCUGUUGUUCUGCAGCUCUGUGGAGGGCUUCGAGUCUCUGCGUGCUGCGAGUGUGUCUGUGCUGGAGCUGCUGCGGGGGGGCGUGGUCCAGAGGAGGCUGUGUGCGGCCCUGCCCCGCCUGGGAACGCUGUUCUGCCUCCUCCUGCAGGGGGCAGCACUGGGCCUGCUGGCCAGGCUGGCUGGAGCCACACUCCUCACAGCCUACAGGUGUGUGCAGGGGGAGCUGUGCUGCCCGGCCGCAGGGCUCCAGGACUACCACCUGGUGGAGUUCUUCAUCAAGAGACUCAAGCUGUGGAUGGGCCUCACCAGAACCAAGGAGUUCAGACACAGGGUGCAGUUUGAAGGCAUGGAGGCCCCGCCCUCCAGAUUCUCACAGGAGUCCCUUCUAUCCUCCUCCCUGUCCCCCAGUCCCCUCUCCUCCCCCUGUCCCUCCCCCCGCCCGUGCUACCCUCUCUCCCCCUCCCCACGUCCACCCUCCUCUUCUCUCUCCUCCCUCCUGUCCUCCUCCCCCCUCUCCGUGGGCUCUGGGUGGGGUGUGUGUGCUCCAGAUCGCCCUCCUCCCCAGGCCCCCCUGGACCGGCUGUUCCCCACCCUGGCUCUCCUGCUGGGUCGCUUCGACCAGGUCCUCCAGCUCACCCUGGACAUCCAGAGCCUGGAGGAGCGUCUGGAGGAGGCCACCGCCAGGAGGAGGAGGAGGCUUGAUGGAGGGGCAGGAGGAGAGGAAACGGAGGGAGGGGGAGUGUGGGGGCAGGUCAGAGAGAGGAGAAGUGGGAGGGUCGAGAGAGGGCUUCAUCUCCUUCCCCACAGUUCCUCCGUCUCCUUGUCCUCCUCUCCUCUCUCCGUGACCUCCUCCGUCAGUCUCUCCUCUCCUCCGCGCUCCGCCCACCUCUCCCCGCCUCGUACUCGCUGUUCCGAAUCCUCCGUGGCCCAGCCCCACCUCCACACCUCCAGGGACGCCCACCCCUCGGAGGCCGCCCAGGCUGCCCACGGGAGCUCCGUCCUGGGCUUGGGUGCGGGCCCUCCUGGGGGCCUGCCCAGACGCAGGGCCUGGCACUCUGGUAGCUCUCACUCGGCCGACGCAGUCUGGCAGGGACCUGGGGGAGGAGGAGGGAGAGAGGGAGGAAGAGGAGGUGGAGGAGGAGGGAGAGAGGGAGGAGGAGGGAGAGAGGGAGGAAGAGGAGGUGGAGGUGAUGGAGAGGGAGGAGGCGGGGGAGAGGUGGGUGGAGGGGCCCCCUCGAAGAGCAGACCCAGGAGUGAGGAGGGGGACAGGGGCCACCCCAGGGAGGGGGACAGGGGCCACCCCAGGGAGGGGUUAGGGUUAGUUAGGGAGGGGGGUCCUGUGAAGAGAAGAGCCUGGAUCUCAGAGAGAGUGGAUGUAGAGAGAGACUGAGUCAGGAGGGGGGAGGGGGAGAGAGAUGGGAAGAAAGAAGGGAUGGGAAGCGGAGACAAAAGGAAAGAGGAGAGUUAAAGAGAAAGAAAAUAGAAAGGUUGAACUGUAAAAGAAAGUCCCUGCUUUACUGUAGAUGUUGUUGACUAAAUGUGCCUGCUAAGCUAAGGAUGUUCCUGACAUCAGAGUGGAUACUAAAUGUUUGUAGGUAUUCAUUGUGUAAUUUCAAUGUAUAAUUUCAUAUAUAUACACAAAAAAAACAUUGACGUUGUAGAUGUUAUUUUUCUACAAAGUAAUAAAGAGUUUCCC
This is a messenger RNA of Osmerus eperlanus (European smelt), 11388 nucleotides long. RefSeq names its product polycystic kidney disease 1b (gene pkd1b). Gene Ontology annotation, cellular component: plasma membrane. Lineage: Eukaryota; Metazoa; Chordata; Actinopteri; Osmeriformes; Osmeridae. Gene Ontology annotation, biological process: kidney development; calcium ion transport. Gene Ontology annotation, molecular function: protein binding; monoatomic cation channel activity. Bases 1 to 11082 code for a protein of 3693 amino acids. The record is from RefSeq and is a predicted model, not a curated record. The transcript is spliced from 39 exons.